This is a messenger RNA of Oreochromis aureus, 5132 nucleotides long. RefSeq names its product solute carrier family 25 member 22a (gene slc25a22a). The record is from RefSeq and is a predicted model, not a curated record. Bases 404 to 1342 code for a protein of 312 amino acids. Gene Ontology annotation, biological process: aspartate transmembrane transport; malate-aspartate shuttle; L-glutamate transmembrane transport. The transcript has 11 exons. NCBI's taxonomy places the organism in Eukaryota, Metazoa, Chordata, Actinopteri, Cichliformes, Cichlidae. Gene Ontology annotation, molecular function: L-glutamate transmembrane transporter activity; L-aspartate transmembrane transporter activity.
CCCCAUUUUUAAAAUCCUCUUUUCUGUUUUUUUCUAAUUCACUCCAUCGCUUUCCCUCCCUCCCUCCCUCCCUGCCCGCCUGCCUUCACUCCCACCUCCUCUACCUCCCUCCACCGGACUGAACCGCUAGUAACGCCGGUAGGUAAGCCACUGUGGGUCUCUCAGCUGAAGAUACAGAGAGUAAAGGCUUUGAUUUCAUACCGCAGCACCACCGAGGAGAGAGCGGAAGCGGCUCUGUGUGUCUGAUAUCCCCUAGCUUAACCUGACAACAGCUGGAACAAGUCAAGUGGACAGAAGAUAGUCCCGCUACAUAAUCCCACCCGGACAGCCGAACACUACUCUUAACAACAAACCAGCCAGCUAGCAGACGCGUUAAACUUUGACCAGUCAGGGCUUCAGAUAAAUGGCUGACAAGCAGAUCAGUUUGCCUGCCAAAUUGAUCAAUGGGGGGAUCGCUGGCCUAAUCGGAGUGACCUGUGUGUUUCCCAUUGACCUGGCCAAGACUCGACUGCAAAACCAGCAAAAUGGAUCUCGCCUUUACACCAGCAUGUCAGAUUGCCUUAUUAAGACCAUUCGGUCAGAGGGAUAUUUUGGGAUGUACCGAGGAGCUGCAGUGAACUUAACACUAGUCACACCGGAGAAAGCCAUCAAAUUGGCUGCAAACGACUUCUUCAGGCAUCACCUCUCCAAGGAUGGAAAGAUUACUCUGUUCAAAGAGAUGUUGGCCGGUUGCGGUGCAGGUACAUGCCAGGUUAUUGUCACAACUCCUAUGGAGAUGUUGAAAAUUCAGCUCCAAGAUGCUGGGCGGAUUGCUGCUCAAAGGAAGCUGAUGCCAGAGACAGUGGCAGCAGGUACCGUGGAGACGAAAUCCCCGACAGCUAUGCAGAUUACCAGACAGUUACUGAGGGAAAAGGGCAUAGCUGGGCUGUAUAAAGGCCUUGGUGCCACGCUGCUCAGGGAUGUUCCAUUCUCUAUUAUCUAUUUCCCCCUUUUCGCCAACUUGAAUAACUUUGGGAAAAGAGGCGCAGAGGGCCCUGCUCCUUUCUACGUGUCGUUUAUAUCAGGCUGCGUUGCGGGAAGCACGGCAGCUGUGGCUGUAAACCCCGUUGAUGUUAUAAAGACUAGACUGCAGUCGCUGACCCGAGGGAACACAGAAGACACGUACGCUGGAGUGACUGACUGCAUCAGGAAAAUCAUGCGUAACGAGGGUCCAUCAGCCUUCCUGAAGGGAGCCUACUGUCGAGCCUUGGUUAUCGCUCCUCUGUUUGGCAUCGCCCAGGUGGUCUACUUCCUGGGCGUGGGUGAAUUUAUCCUCAGCUUCUUGCCUAAAAAAGACAAAUAAGGAGCACCUCCUUUCUGCCUUUCCCUCCCAUAAUGCAUUACACCAACUUCGCGAAGAUUCAUCCCAUACUGAGUGAAGUUUGUGAUGGGUCAGAGCGUGACCAUUAGUACAGAUUGUUUUAAAUUUUUUGUGUUGAAUGUGUUCAAAUCAUUCAGGAGGGAGCCUUUGUUUGCCAAGCUGCCUAUGGCGGCACAAAAAAAAAAUCCAGUUGGCAGGUUUAACCAGCUCUCUGGAAAUAAAGCCACAAAUAUCAGCUUGUUUUAAGUUUUAAAAAGAAUAUCGCUUUAUAAUUACAACAUUGUACUUAUCUUUUUGAAUAUGAUUGUUAAAGUUUUAAAGCAGAUGUACUGCCCUCGGUUGCUGCAGUUCUGCACACCUUACAGUACCAAAUUUUAGUCUUUAAAUGACAGAUGAAAUCUUACCAAUUGGUUUGAAACUAUAAAUUAUAAAUGAUGAUGAUCAGAUUAAAAAUAAAUGCACAUUCCUUACUUAGGCAAGUAGAAGAAUAUUAGUCCUGUAAAACAAAAACACAACCUUCCCUUAACCUUAUGUCUUAAAAGGUAACACACAACGAGUUACAGUAACACAGGCCUCUGUUUCAGACAAAGACCGAGGCAACGUGUUGAUGUGAUACCAGCACAAUCGCUAUGAUCUUUCCGUAGGAGCCACAUCCCUUCCUGUAAGUGGUUGUAAUGAACCCAGCCAUUCAGCUCUGAGCACACUUUGAUUGCCAUGGCUUUUUAAGUAGAUCAGGUUCCAUCUGAUGCGUUGCGCUACCACAAUGGUUCAACUGUUGCCCCCCCCCCGGACUAUAGCUUUGUUUCGUGGAUGCACACUGGACUGAAGCACCGGUGUGGGAAUCAGUGCUCAACUACAAACUACAUGCGUAACCUUUAUUUGAACUCUGACAGAAUCACAAAACAGCUGCGCCUUCACGCCUUUUUAUGGGUCAAGCGCAUCGCACUUCUGCCCACACCCCAAUCAUUGAUGUCACAGCGGGGGUUUAGUUAGCCUUUGUCAGGCGACCGAAAACACCUGCUGUGACAUCACUGAUUGGAUUGCGACCUAAAGUACAGCAAGCAGCUUUCUGCCACGCGUGAUGCACGGUGGAUUCAGACGCAGACGAUAGCUGUGAACACUAAAUGAGCUGAAAGUAAUUCUAAUGGAAAGCCAGAUUAUUAGUAAUUAUUGAUGCUAACAAACAGUCAGACCUCACCUCCUGAGAUUUAUGAAUACAGUCAUCCAUUGUGGAGCCAGCAAGUCCAGAGCAUUUCAUCCUCACAUCAGAUGCAGACCGAAUUAUUUUUGUUUACAGAUGAGUUCAUAUUCAGUUUGAAUUCUUUAUCCAAACUUGAAUUCAAUGGCAGGACCCAAAGAGCUAAAAAUCCUUUGGAUAUCAGAAAAUCACACCAAUGCGUUCUCAGUGCACUCGAUGAUUUUUUUUUUAACCAAACAUCUGUUUGUUUGCUUUAGAGGGUUUUGUUUGCUUUAAGCUGCGAGGGAAAGCAGCCCUGUUGUAUCUUGUUUAUGCAUCGCGACACUGAAGCGCUGCCAUUGGUUUAUCUCACCGGAGAUCAAGGUGACUUUGAAGUGUAUUAUUCCAAUCACAUUCCCUCCUUGCUCCCACCAUUCAAGCAGCUCGUCAACUGCAUUGUUGCACUGUAGAUACACGAUGCAACUUUUCAGUGUAUUUAAUUUGUGGGAGUGAGCUUUAUUUAUCGAUAUUCCUUUCUGUGGGCAGUAUAGCACUAUGUAUUUGUGUGUUGUUUUUCUUUUCCUGUGUCAAAGUGUCCCACUUAACUAUAUUGUAAAUAUGCAGAUGAUAUGAACUUGACGUUUUAGGAUUUAUUGUUUGUUUUGUAAAUGAUGGCUUUUUUGCACACCUACCUCUCCAGCUCCCCUGUCAAUUCAUGUUGUGGUGAUUUUUAUGUUUUAUGAUGAUGUGGACAUAUCGAAUGAAGGAAUAUUAACGCCGGACACAUCAUAUGAACUUACAUGCAACACUUUAAUAAGAUUUUUUUUUCUUAAAUGUUUGCAGUGGGGAACACUAGUGCAGUUUUCUUUUUUGGGGUGGAGGCAUUUCUGCCUAUUGCCUAUUGCUAUUGUUUAAGUGUGGGUCAGCCUGUUUCACCAGCUAGGACCAAAUGAAGCAUCGGCAAUAGAGGGAAGUGUCUUUCGUUUUAAGUUAACGACUCGCAGAAAUGCUUAAAGAGUUCUGAAAAUUAAAUGUGAAAGCCGACAGAGACCCGCUGGCAUCGGACGGUAAAGAAAAUCUGUCUGUUUUGAAUGGUGCUUCUUUCAUGAGGUGGCUGCAAUAUGACAGUGGCUGCACUAACGACCAAGGCCACACUGACUGAAUCACUUCGAGCUAAUCUCAGCGUUAUCAAUGUCUUAACUGAAAGCCAUAGGUCAGUGAGGGACAUCAUCUGGCACCUCCAGCCAUGACGGCAGAUAACAAGAUGGCCCGUCUGCUCAUGUGAGCUUGGCUUUAUAAAGUACCGCUGUAAUUUUUCUUUUUUUUUCUUUUCCACAUUCCAAGUUCAUUUCGUAUUUGCUGUUAUUGUCAUCACAAUGCCUACAUUUGUCUCGUCCACAUUACUGUUGUGAUUUCCUUUAAAAGCCCACCCCUCUCCCCUCCCUCGUUGUUCUCGGAUCGUUCUCAUCAGUUUUUUUGCCCGAACUUUGAACACGCUGCGCAAGUCAAUUUUCUUUAACCCUGCUGUGAAUUUAAACUGACCUCGUGCAUUAGGGUUUUUUUGUGUAUGUGCGUGCGUGUCUGACGGUGUAGUGGUGUAGUUGAUGUGUAGUUGUUAGUGUGACACCGCGGUAUUUUUCUCUUGAUUCUCUUGAUUGUCGGUCCAAUGCCCUCCCCCCUCCCUUUCUUUCUAUCUGUUGCCCUCCUCUGCCAUCCAAUCUGUCCAGCAUCUGUCGCCAGGGUGCAGGCUAACACAGAGGAGCUUUUAAAACACCAAAUAUACGACCCGGAGUGUAUACAAUCAAAGAAAGCACAAAGGAUCAUUAGGCACAAGAGACCUGCUUUGGAUACUCGAAAUCUUGGAAAUCUGUGUGCUGCUUUUGCAGACGUGAUUUAAAAGUUUUGAUUUAUUUCUGUGCAGAAGUCUUGAAUGAAAUGAACAUGUCAGCUUAUGUAUGUCUGUAAAACUGGAUCCAUAGGGCUGAGACAACAGGUCAUUAUAAGAGACCCAACGUGAUGGUGUCCACUAUGUCACCCAUCACCAGUUAUCCACAAAUGUAUAUCCCGUACAUAUUCUAAACGAAUCUGAUAUAAGAAUGUAACGUAGCUAUUACGAGAUGUAUUAUGAAUAUAGUGAAGAGUUUAUUAUGUUUUAAUCUAAAGAUUUGUGCUUUACACGUUCACCGAGAAAUUUCAUGAACCAGCUCACUGAUAUGCAAUAAGUAAAGCCACACACACACAGACACACAGUAGGAAAAAAGUAAACACUGAACACCAUCCGUCAGUCACAGGAAACACGGUGUAUGAAUAAUGCAGCUGGGGGGACCUUGGAGGCCUUUUGGGGGGUCUGAGCGCAUUUCACGGCCUCUGUUCUCUUCUUCCAAGAGGAAUUGUGCAUUACAGCACUUUAGAAAUCGAGGACCCCCCACCCCCGCUGUCCACCUACAAAGUCUCUCUAUGACAUAGAGGGUGUUUAUGAAUAUGUGGUAAAUGACACAGUUGUCUUAGACAUGGUUUACAAUGCAAUGGAAAUAAAAAUAAAUUGUGUUCCCUGUCACAAUUCGCUGUUAAAUAAACUCACUGUCCUGAAAUCUC